AUCAGAACUUUGGAGAGAUAUUUUUUAUUAGUCUUUUGCUGUCCUUUUUUCGUUAUAUCCUCUCAGGUAUACUGAGACCAAGGUGAGCAUCCUGCCCUACAGCUCUGCCUCUGUUUCUUCUUCGGUUCUAAAUCCAUACAUGAUUUUUCAUUCAAUAUAAAAUUAAAUGCCAACUCUUCCCUCUUAUAUGUAAUAAUCUACAACCUGGGACUGUCUUUAAUUAUUUCCUUUUUGUAGAUACACAAUGAGAUACUGCUCAGAUUCAUUUUCUGAGUAGUAUGCUGAUAGGGUAAAAACAGUUGUUUGCUCUUUGCCAACGAAAGCUACACAUUGUGGUUUCUGUACCUUUAUUUACUUAUUCCUUGUGUGAAAUGUGCUUCCUCCACAUCUUCCCACUAUGACUAUCCAAGAAGUCAAAGAUGUCACUUAAAAAAAGCUCCCAUCAAGCUUUCUGGCAGCCUUCUCUGUACCUGUGUUCCCACAGAGCUGCAGACAAAGACCAGGGUGACAGUGUUGGGAGGAGACAUUCUAUAUGCCCUGUGCCUGAGAGCAACCUGCCAGGGCAUCUCAGUUUUCAUCCAUGAAGCCACUCUCUUGAUGUCUCAGGUGUCGUUCAUAGAAAGACCAUCCUGGAUGCCAACCUGAAAGACUACACUCCAACUCUACACUGUUCCUGUCCAUCCACCCACUACCUCCUCUGGGCCAGACAGAUCUUGCAGAUGCCUCCUCAUUCAGGCAUUUCACGGUUGUAUCGGAGCUGAUGAGAACAUCCAGAGACUUCUGUUUGCCUACAGAGUCACCUUAUUAUCAGACCUGUAACCACUGCAUUCUACUUCCUGUACUGACCAUGUCUGGUUAUAGCUGCCUGGUGACAGGAGCUGGAGGCUUUCUUGGCAAGAGGAUCAUUCACUUGCUGGUGCAGGAGAAGGAGGUGAAGGAGGUCAGGGCCCUAUACAGAGUCUUCAGACCACAAGACAAGGAGCAACUCUCCAAGUUGCAGACAAAGACCAAAGUGAAAGUGCUUGAAGGAGACAUUCUGAAUGCUCAGUGUCUGAGGACAGCCUGCCAGGGCGUCUCAGUUGUCAUUCAUACUGCUGCUGUUAUUGAUUUGAGAGGUACUUGUCACAGACAGACCAUCAUGGACAUCAACCUGAAAGGAACCCAGCACCUGUUGGAGGCCUGUGUGCAAGCCAGCGUGCCAAUCUUCAUCUACACCAGUUCAGUGGAGGUAGCUGGGCCCAACUCCUACAAGGAGAUCAUCCAGAAUGCCCACGAGGACGAGCACCAUGAAAGCACGUGGUCUGCUCCCUACCCAUACAGCAAAAAGCUGGCGGAGAAGGCUGUGCUGAAAGCGAAUGGCUGCACGCUGAGAAAUGGUGGCACCCUGCACACUUGUGCCUUGAGACCCACCUACAUCUAUGGAGAAGGAAGCCCAUUCUUGUCUUCUGUGGUGAAUACGGCCCUCAAAAACAAUGGGAUCCUGAAAAGUAUAGCCAAAUUCUCUAUUGUCAACCCAGUCUACAUUGCUAAUGCAGCCUGGGCCCACAUUCUGGUCACCAGGGUCUUAAGAGAUCCCAACAAGGCACCAAACAUCGGAGGACAAUUCUACUACAUCACAGAUGAUACGCCUCACCAAAGCUAUGAUACUUUCCAUUAUACCCUGAGCAAAGAGUGGGGUCUCAGCCUUGAUUCCACCCCGAGCUUCCCUCUCUCUCUAAUGUACUGGCUUGCUUUCCUGAUGGAAAUAGUGAGCUUCCUAUUGAGGCCCAUUUACAAAUAUCAACCACCCUUUAACUGCCACUUACUGACCCUGUUAAAUAGUGUGUUCACAGUCACGUAUAAGAAAGCUCAACGAGAUCUAGGGUAUGAGCCACCCUUCAGCUGGGAGGAAGCCAAGCAGAAAACUGGGCAGUGGAUCAGCUCGCUAGUGCAGCAGCACAAGGGCACUUUGAAGACAAAGACUCAGUGAUGUGGCCAUGACAGGGAGGGGUUCUGGGUGAUGCCUGGAGCUACUUAUAUUCUCCUUCCAUCUGGGUUCCUCCAGAAUAUGACAAAGGCACAUGCCCAGGUCCUACAGCCUCCUGCCCACACAAUGGCAACUUACUGUCUUCCUAAGGCCACUAAGGUGCCAGGUGAUCUCAUUUCCCCUUGCUAGUCAUAAAGUGUUUUGUUUACUUGAAAAACUUACACUGCUUCACAAAGCACAAUGAAAACAAAAUAAAACUCCAUGCCUAACAUGGAA
Messenger RNA from Chinchilla lanigera (long-tailed chinchilla), 2242 nucleotides. RefSeq names its product 3 beta-hydroxysteroid dehydrogenase/Delta 5-->4-isomerase-like. NCBI's taxonomy places the organism in Eukaryota, Metazoa, Chordata, Mammalia, Rodentia, Chinchillidae. The record is from RefSeq and is a predicted model, not a curated record. The coding region runs from base 761 to 1969 and encodes 402 amino acids. Gene Ontology annotation, molecular function: 3-beta-hydroxy-Delta5-steroid dehydrogenase (NAD+) activity. Gene Ontology annotation, biological process: steroid biosynthetic process. The transcript has 5 exons.